Musca domestica (house fly) is the source of this 693-nucleotide messenger RNA. Its product is annotated as histidine-rich glycoprotein-like. Lineage: Eukaryota; Metazoa; Arthropoda; Insecta; Diptera; Muscidae. The transcript has 2 exons. The record is from RefSeq and is a predicted model, not a curated record. Bases 1 to 693 code for a protein of 230 amino acids.
AUGAAAGUUUUGGCAUGUGUUUUGGUAUUAGCUGUAACAUCUGCCCAGGCUGGAUUCUGGCCCAAUGGCAAUCAAGUUGGGGGCUUUCAAGGUGGUGAUGCUCAAGUCGAUCUAACCACAAAGGUUGUUGUAGACACGCAACCUGCUGAACAACAUCCCGUUUAUCAUCAUGCCGAAGCAAGCGCUGUUGCUGACAUUGGUUUUGUCGAUAACCAUCAUGGGGUGGCUGCCGAUGAUGUCCGAAAUGCUCCAGCCGUCAAGAUCAUUCAACAUGAACCCAUUCAUCAGAUAGAACCCGUUCAUCAUGUCACAAGAGUCCUCCACCAUGAACCUCAUCACUUCUUGCAUUACACCAAUCCCGUUGUCGAUCAUCAUGUUAUCCAUAGCAAUCAUCACAGCAACGAACAUCGCAACGCUGCCGAUUUACAUUAUAACGAACUGCACCAUGGCGAUGCGGCAUAUCAUGGUGAAGUUUAUCACUCCGAUGUUUUCCAUAACUCUGGUACUUUUGGUAAUUCCGGAAUCGUUCACCAUGCUGACGUUAGUGAUAAUAAUCCUGCUGUUGUUUUUCAUGCCGAUAUUCACAAACAUUCCGCUGUCAUUGUUAAGCCAUUGCGCCAACACAAAGAUGCCAUUGUUACCAAAAUUUUCCCCGCCAAAAAGUUAUGGACAUUACGCAAAGGACUAUGGUAA